UCCCCAGGGUCCUGCCAAAAACAAUGAUGAUGAUCGUCCUUAUCCCAACCCUUUCUGGAUCACGAUCAUCGAUCGGCUCUGCACUCACCGUCAUCUCCACUCCCAUAAUGUCUAACAUCGCAUUUGAAGAUUUACUUCUUUGCUCCACCUCGAAAGAUCGUCAACAGUUCAGCCCUACUCUCCAUUUUUCGCGUGCCCAGGUUUUCUCCAAGAAAGCCAAGAGCCUAGUCGACCUUAUUACACACCAAUACUGGUGGCACCGCCCAGGCCGUGCCUGUAGCACUAGUAACAACUUCAACCCACACGAAAUACACCCGCCUCUUGACGCUUGGAGCAUCGCGAUCACCUCAAGUCCUAGUUACACCACGACGCCAUCCACAAGUGGUGGAGAAACGUGUAAUUUUGGGCUGCUGGAAAACAAGCGCCAGCAAUUUGAAGGAACUUCAUCAGUUCUUUUGCAAAUUUUUUAUCAUCACGACAAGGAAGAAGACAUAUGCAAUGGGCAGGAAGGACAGUUCCUCGUCGGGAGAAGCCAAACGGCGUCGAGCCAUCACCAACGCACAGAGGCGAGCCCUUCGCGUCUGGUUCUACGACCAGUCUCAGGGUCCCAAGACACAGGCCGACGCUUCGGUGUGGUGGCACGAGGCCUAUGGCUACUACCUCAACUCGAGCACCGUCAGCGAGAUCCUCAGCUACAAGUACGACUUUCUCGAAGCGGACCCCUACGCCGCGGGCAUGGGCGGACCUGCUGACGACGACGAGAGGAAGCGGGAACGGUCGGCCAAGUGGGAGGAGCUCGAAGAGGAGCUCAUCAAGUGGAUGCUCUGCUACGAGUCCAUUGCCGGCGAGGGCAGCGUUACCAACAGCAUGCUGUGCCAGCGCGGUGCCGAGCUGUGGUACACCCUCCCCUGCUACCAGGGACUACCGGUACCAAAGUGGAGCGAGGGGUGGAGGACCCGGUUCAAGGCGCGGUAUAAGCUACGCCGGUACAAGAUGCUCACUGAGAUGGCGAAUACAUUUUCGUCCGACGAUUACUCGUCUGGCGCGUCGUCCUCAGCGGGUUCAGCUUAUGGUUCCAUCUCGUAUGGCUAA
Molecule: messenger RNA, 1092 nt
Organism: Colletotrichum phormii
Lineage: Eukaryota; Fungi; Ascomycota; Sordariomycetes; Glomerellales; Glomerellaceae
Exons: 1
Coding region: 24-752 (242 amino acids)
Source: RefSeq, a predicted model, not a curated record